AUCCUUUCCCUUGCCCUUUCCAAAGCUUGCCUGAUUAAUUAAGUGUUUUCUUUUUAACAAACUUUUUUGUUCAUGGAUUGAAAAACCAUGCAUCCUGUAUUUUAUCUUCCAUCAUCGUGGAUUGGGUAUGUAAUAAUGAAUAUGUAAUAAUCAAUUCUGCAUUAUUUUUCUAUUCCCUUAUUGACAAUGUAGCUUUGCUUGUAGCACAUGCUUGUGAAGUCACUUGGAGUAACUGGUUUAUUUGUUACAAUCAAUUGAGGGGUGAAGUUGUUUGGGUUUCAAAAUGCAGUUGUAACAUACAUCUAUAGAAAUAGGUAAACUAUAAACAAAUUUAGGAAUUUUGAGAUCUGAUGACCCCAAUGAUUUUAAAUCAAUGUUCUGAGACUCUGCUCAGACCUUGGACUUGGCCCUGGCUUUAUCUGAGUUAUAGGGCUGAGUCCACUCCUGCACAACACCAAAAUAGGCUAAAAAAUCCAAAAGAAAAUGUAAAAGAAUAAAAAAUAGCAAAAGCUAAAAUAAGUAAUAGAAAUCAUUACAGACUAUAUUUAAGCAAAUUUUGUGAUUUUUAUGGGAUUUUAAGCAGAGGAUGCCUUAGGAGUUUGGAUACGGUACGAUGCACUUUCAAAUCCGUUGUCGGACAAAUAUGUGUAUCUUGACUAAUGGCCGAUUAUAAAAGACCAUCAAUUCAUCUUAAUUCGAACAGACUUUGGGACAUAUACUCCCCAGACCAUGAUACGCCUUUCCACAUGAUAUUAAACGGUUCGAUGCGGUACGAUUCAGCUUUUGAAUCUGUGGGCUACUAAAGGAGUAUUUGUCAGAUGGAGCAUAAGGAAACCUCACCAUAUGAUAUCACAUUGAGGUAUGUCCUUGCAAAUAUAUCCAUUGCAAAAAUCAUACAAAUUGGACAUCAUUCGGCCCACUGGCCUGAUUCAUCAAUGGUCAAGAUAUGCCUUGACCAACAACCCUGAACUUGAUAGUUUGGGGAUUGAUCCGAAACUCUUGAGAAAUGAUAUUUGAGGAAUUAUAUCCCUCAUCCUAAUGUUUCAGGUCAUUCGGAGUUGGCCUAACUCAUCAUCCGCAUUCGUCGGUAGCCAAAUUCUUAUGCGUCGACUGCCAGGCAGAAAGCCACGGUACCUCGAGUCACUAAUAUUGAGAUUUCUCUCAAUCUAUAAAGAAUUUUCUCUUGAGACCUGGACCAUUAGAUUCCUAAUCCAAUGCCCUAUUAUCCAUAAAAGUGCAGCAUCACAUCAAUCUCUUAGGAGAAUGUGAGUCAUAAAAAACUAUAAAAGAGUUUGACCGCCUCCUAAUGAUUUCUCCCAUGAUAUGGAGAAUCUUGAACCCGAUGUUUUUGGAGAUAUGUGUCAUAGUCCCCUCCAUAAGAUUAUUAUAUCCCCAAGGUCUAUAAUCCCCUGUGUUGGAAGCAGUUGUACACGGAAUCCUUAGAUUUGCUGUUGUAAUUUGCAGCAUAAAUGAGUUCACUAUGACAAGCCAUAUCUCUCUUGUUUGUGAUCCAUUUGAAGUGAGGUUUGAACCAUUGUGUUCAUCUUUGAGUCCUCUAUCAUCUCCCAAAAUUCAAGAAGAACGAAUUCGUCAUUAGAAAGUAGCAGAGGAAACACUCAGACAUGUCAACAUAUCGUUCUGCAAAUCGAUUGACAAUGGAUAAGAAAUAACUGAUUACCUCGAUUUUCUCAUCAAUAUCGUGAUAAAUCUUGGCAGUUGCGUAUUCAAAUUCGAACAUCAAGACAAGAUCAAGAUCAAGCAACGACAGAGUUAUCAUUAAAACCAUCCGGAAGCGUUUUGAAAUUCGAACAAAUAUACAAGCUUAUAUUUUUAAACCGAAUCAUGAGAGAUAGAUGAAUAUGGUCAAUGAUUUAGAUAUGCUUCACAGACUUUCAUCCUUAUCAUUUUAGGAAGUCUAUUUAAACCCACUUCUCAGUGAGAGGGGAGGAGAGCGAAAUUGAUACAUGCCUCAUUUCUAUUUUGUGUGUGAUAAAGAGAUAGAGAGAUAAGAAAAGUGAUUACUCAUUGGACCAUCGGUCAAGAAAUAGGCCCUCGAUAUUGCCAUCUUCUGAUCUGUGGUGCAGAAAUCAUUAAGAGAGAGGAAGGUUGUUGAUCCCACCUCACUUGAAGCCUCAGCUCAAGAAGGAGCAGACCUAUGGACAAUACCCUUGCACAUAGUCAGUUUAGAUGGAGCACCGUUAUGGACAGGGCAAUACCAGAUCCACCAACUGCUGUUCUUUUGCAUGGUAUUCUUGGUGCCAGGAAGAACUGGGGAUCAUUUGCAAGAAGACUGGCACAAGAAUUUCCCACGUGGCAGUUCCUCUUGGUCGAUUUGCGCUGCCAUGGUGACUCAGCUUCAAUCUACAAAAAUGCUCCUCAUACAGUUGCCUCAGCAGCACUGGACGUUUUAAAGCUGGUAGCACAGCUUAGAUUAACUCCUCGAGUAUUAGUCGGUCACAGCUUUGGAGGCAAAGUUGCCUUGAGUAUGGUGGAUCAAGCUGCUAAGCCUCUUCCUCGUCCCGUUAGAGUUUGGGUAUUGGAUGCCACUCCAGGUAAAGUUCGUGCUGGUGGAGAUGGGGAGGAUCAUCCUGCUGAACUGAUUGCUGCCUUAAGUAAAAUGCCAAAACAGGUAUCAUCAAAGCGGGUUGUUGUUGAAGCUCUAGUUCAAGAAGGCUUCUCUAAGGAUGUGGCGCAGUGGGUGGUUACCAAUCUCAAACCUGCUGGACCUCCUGAUUCAAUACCAGCAAGCUUUUCUUGGGUCUUUGACCUCAAUGGCCUCACAGAAAUGUACAAGUCUUAUGAAGAAACAAACCUAUGGAAAGUAGUAGAAGAUGUUCCACGAGGAGUUCAUGUGAACUUCUUGAAAGCUGAGAGAAGUUUGCAUAGAUGGGCACUCAAGGACAUUCAGAGAAUACAUGCAGCCGAGGAGCUGGCUAUAGACGAGGGCGGUGGGGUUGAAAUGCAUGUGCUCGAGGAUGCCGGACAUUGGGUACAUGCAGACAACCCAGAUGGGCUCUUCCGAAUUCUCUCAUCUUCCUUCAAUGGUUACAAAUAGCACCUGUAAUUCUAGAUUCCAACUUGGAACUCUCUCUAAGCUAUAUGCUAAAUGGUGGGGAUUGUUAACCAUAGGAGUUGUGCUUUUUUAUCUUUAAAUUAGAGUUGAGGAUAUUGUUAUUUCCUAUAUAAAUUUAGGGGAGGGAAGAAUAGGGUUAGGUGUAUGUAUGUAUCAUUUUUUAUUCUUUGUUUAGUGUCAUGGACCUCAAAAUAUGUAAAAAUUUUGGGUUUAAUGGUUUGGCUUUGCUCAGACAGCCAAUUUUGGUUGAUCCCCAGACCCACUUGUUCUACUAUGUCCGGCUUUCCAAAUCCGCCUUGGAUGUGAAUUUUAGAUUCAAAAGUUCUGAGGUCUAUCAUCUUGACCACCACAAUCAUGAAUAUGCAAUAAAGAAAUGAAAUUUGAGCAGAUC
Messenger RNA from Amborella trichopoda, 3464 nucleotides. NCBI's taxonomy places the organism in Eukaryota, Viridiplantae, Streptophyta, Magnoliopsida, Amborellales, Amborellaceae. The record is from RefSeq and is a predicted model, not a curated record.